CCUGCAGCCCUCGUGAUGCCUGCCCCAGCUGGCAGGGGAUUUCUCAGCAGAAGCAGCCUGACAGGUUGUCAUUACCUCGGGCUGGGGCUCACCUUACUUCUCCCAGCUGAAGAAAAGGGGACAACACAGCUGGGGCUCCACCAUGAGCCUUGGAGCUUCAGCCCUGUUGACAGAGGUGCUCGGCGGGACCGGGAGCCGCCGGCUGAGGGCGGCCGGGGCGAGCGAGGCACGGCAGCCGGAGCGCCGGUAGAGCGAUGCAGACAGUCUGUCCGCUACCAGAUUCCUGGUGCCACCAAGCAAGACUUGCCCAUCACUGCACAGCAGACCCAACUCUACACUUGCAGAAUUAACGACCUCUACAGAAAUGUGAUCUUCUCUGACUGGGUGAAGGUGGAGGUUCAUCCACGCAUUGCCAGAGAACUGCUCCCUCAGCUCUGGCAAGGAGAACCAGUCAUCAUCCUCAACCCUACUGAGCAGAAGGUGGAAGUUGGGAAACCACUACAGCUGCAGUGUGCUGCCGUUGGGGUCCCAGCCCCCAGCUACCAGUGGUACCGAAACGGGAACCUGCUGGAACACCAGAAGAAAAAAAAACUCUGGGUAACAUUACCUCGGGAUGGUUCAGAAACUUUGGCUACUGAGAUCAGCCACACCAAAGUCAGCGACUCUGGCACGUAUCUCUGCUGUGCUUCCAACAGCCAUGGAGAGCACUGGACCAACGCAGUGGACAUUCACAUAGAUACCUGUCACUCUGGGAAGUUAUUUGCUACAGGCAAGCUAGCCCUUUUAGUGGGCAACAACCAUUACCAGCAUCAUCCAAACCUGAUGGCUCCCGUCACGGAUGUGUUUGAGCUGAGUCUUCUUCUGAAGCAGCUGGGCUUCCAAGUUGUCUCUCUCCUGGAUCUAAACAAGGCUGAGAUGGUGGCAGCAGUCAGUCGGUUCCUACAGCUCCUGGAGAAAGGAGUCUAUGCUAUAUUCUACUAUGCCGGGCACGGGUAUGAACACCUGGGGAGGAACUACAUGGUCCCUGUUGAUGCUCCACAACUGUAUGCCCCUGAGAACUGCAUCAGCGUGCAGAGGAUCCUUCAGAAGAUGCAGCAGCAGCAGACAGCCUUGAACCUGAUCCUGCUGGACACCUGCAGGAAAUGGUACAACCCAGAGUGUGCCCUCUCCCAGGUACAGCCGCUGGAGCCCUGGGGCAAUACUGUUUAUGGCUAUGCCACGAGCGAAGAUGCAGAAGCCUAUGAGUUGCAGGAUGGGCAGUUCAGCUCUGGGAUCUUCAUGAAAUAUUUGAAGAAACAUAUUUUGCAGGAGAAGAAAGUUACACACAUGCUGGAGGAUGUAUUAGAAGACCUUGGCCGGGAUCCCGUGGUCACUGGGAAGCAGGUGAUGGAGAUCAAGCACACUCUGAAGGAAGCCCGUUCCCUGACGGACCCCAUCUGCCCCACAGGAGCAGCCACAGAGCGCUGGGGAUGCGGCCACGAGCCUCCAAGCGAAACAGUGACGUUCCCCUGUGGGGUGCAGGCAGAGCUUCGCUUCCACCGGCUGUUCUCCAACGUGCUGUCUGUCUGCGCCAGGCUGCAGCACCUCCCGGCCCUCCUCACUGAUGCACAGCUCAUGCUCCGCCAGCCCACUGAAGUGGACGAUGUUGCCAGUCUGGAAGAGAGCCCCCCAGACCAAAUGGAUUCUCUGCUCACCUCUGUUUACAAGCACGAGGAGCUGGACUGUGUCUUCCAACUCUGUGGACUACAGAAGAUUCAGACGGAUGUGGUCCUGCAGUUGGAUUUGCAUUACACCCAGCUGAGCACAAAGCAGAGGACUUGUGAAAGCCUGCAGAAAAUCCUCCCAAAAUUGCUGCUGGGGCAGUUUUUCACCCAAAGGAACUACACCCGGCCCAGCUAUGACAGCGCUCCAGCCCUGGCAGACCCCAGUGGGGCCCUGAGGACAGGCACUGGCCGCAGCUUGCCCAGCAGCAGCCCCUCCAAGUCCAGCAGCGAGCCGGAGGAGAAUGAUGAGCGCAGCAUGAGCGAGCUCUGCUCAGCCCUGCUGCGGGCUGGCCCAGGGCAGGAGCACCCCUGACUCCAGGAGCUGUCCUGCACAGCCUUCAGAUGUUAAUGCAGCAGAACUGAGCUGCUUUCCAGGCUUAGCGAUCACCCUGUCAAGAUGAAAUUUCUGCAGACAUCACCAAAGCGUCGUUGUCACGUCUGGCAGAGGACCUGGCCUCUCGACAAGUCAUAGUGUUGGCAGAUGGCACCCACCAGUGCUUAUAGUCAAGGGCACAGGCUGAUACUUUCUAUACUUUCUGCAAAUCAGGGUUUGCUAAGCGAGUGCCUGAAAGCAGGAUUUGCGGCAUUAACUGUGUUGAGAAACCCACAAACACUACAGUCCUGCAGUGCAGCACAGGCACCGUCUCAAAACCCACCACUGCUGAUUGUUACCACUUCUGCAAGGGAUGCAAGGAGUGACCAAGGGACCCAGAUCAGACUGGAUCAGUGUGUAAGCUUUCCCCUGGGGUUGCACGAGAGUUUGCAAGUCCUACCUGUGUCAAAGCAGGUUUUAAAUUAUGUGUUUAUGUAUUUCUACUGAAUGUAUUUAUACUCGGGGCAAGAAAACUGCUUGCUCGUAAAAGCAAGCAUGCUCCUUCUAGUCUGUUACACAUGGGCAUAAGAUGCAGUUAGAUCCUGUGUGGUCUUGAGUUCCUCUGACACAGAAUCCCCUAUGUGUAGGGGAUGGAAAAGACCGGGGUGGAGAAGGAAAAACCUCAAAAAAAGUCAUUGUUAGUGCAACUAUUUUUUCCAGAGUGCCUGCCUCAAUGUGCAUUCACUGCAGGCAACUCCAAGCACUGCCUUCUGUAGAGAACCUGCCGUCCCGGGAGAGCUGUGGGUGAGGAGGGCCAGCCUGAGCAGCCGCAGUCCCCUUCCUGCCUGCCCCUCUGAUUGUUGUUGAGUAAUGGUUUUGGCAGAGCUCUGCAGGGGAGGGCAGUCCUACAGUGUAAAGGAGGCCAGUGACCCCUCUGAGGUGUGGGAUCUCCAUCCUACAUCUUGGAGGUCAAAGACUCCUUGAGAAGUCAAGGUGAUGGGGUGGGGAAAGUUCCUGAGCUCUAAAAGAGGGUUGGAGUGAAUAUUUUGUAAGUUUUGGUUCUCCUGCAGCAGUGUGUCUGUCCACAGUGGGAACUGUCUAUUGCAGCAUGGAAAAAUAUGAACUGCUCCUUCCAGAUAAACCAUCCUACAAAUGCUGGAAGCCAGUCCAAAGAGAACAGAGGAGGCUUUUAUUGUUGGUGUGAGUAGAGCCAGGAGAAAGAAGAGAGGCCCCAUCUGGCUGAAGUUGAGAAAGUCUCCUAGGAAAAAAUGUAAAGCUCAGAAAAAAAAAAAAAAAAAAGUACAGGAUGUAGUUUGAAUUAGAUGGACUGAUAGGGAAACCAAACCAGAAAAUAAUAAACUGAUUCAAGGGAGAACCAAAGAUUAAGUCAACACCAGCAGAAACUUAAGACAGGUCAGUAGGAAUUGUUUGCAGGCAUUUGGGAGGGAUUGUGCACACCCUUCUGUACCAGCGGGGCAAAACACGUCCCUGGCUCUUACAGCAAGUGAGGAGUCAUCUCCUGCAAUUAGUAAUCUAGUUCAUAACAAGACUGUAUUUUUUCUAAAUAAAACACUACUGGUGUUUUUGGUGCACAGUUUCUUGUGGCUCUAAGUUAAUAGUUUUUGUUUCUUCCCCUAAUUGCCGGAGUGAUUUAAUAUUAUUCUAAUGUUCAUUAUGCUUUGAACUCUAGCUUUUGGGCUUCUACGUCUGAGGAUUGUUUCUUUUAAGUGACCCUGUACUGAAGUGUGGAUUUAGAAGAUGGAUCAGAUGACGUUAAUUAGGCUGAAAUGAUGUCUGAUGAAAUGUAGAUAAAAUAAUGCCAGCAUUCAUUGUCAACUAUUCAUCUCCUCUGCAAAGGGUGGCCCUGGGGUGGCUGGGCCAGGCUUAGGAGGUCUCCUUCCUGUUCCCAACUGCCAAAUAGGACCUGUCCUCUCAGCAGCAUUUCUGCAUUUCCCAGGAGACCCAAACCCAGCCCUACCACCACAUUUCCAUGUACCUCAGUUGACCUUAUGUUUCUGCUGAGAUUGCAAUGCUGAAUUGCAAAAAGCCUGCUGCCCUGGCACCAGUUCUGCUAGAAGUCUGCCUCUGCAACCUGAAGAUCCUUCCAGUCUACCUCUUUCUGUCUACACUGGGAGCUGAAUUUUGUUGGUUUCUUCUUCAGGUCUGCCAGCACUUUGCUCUUGCCUCAAAGAAGUACUACAUCUGUUUGCCCAGAUACUAAGGCUUGAUGGUGACUCCUGCUUGGGCCUGGAUUCAUUGUAGGAGGGGAUAAAGGUGUUCAUGCCUUCAUUGCCCUACCUCACAUAGGAAAUCCUGUGGUGGGAUAAAUGUUAAGUGCAGGUAAUGUUCCCUUGAAUUGGUGUUUCUGUCACCCAGAACAGAAUGGACAACUUAUCCAAGAUCAUUGUGCUUUUCUUGGCUAUGCAUGUCUGGUCUUCAGCAAUGGACCUGGGCUCUCCCAGGAGGGGAGAGGAAGGAAGGAGCACCCAUCUCCAUGAAUGCACCCUCAUUUCAGACACUGCUCGUGGUAUGGCUGUGGCAGAGUAGUGCAGGAUACCUCCGAGCUUAGAAACCUGGAAAUUUGAUGUUAUCCCACUGCAUUUGUUCACGGAGUCAAAGCCUGCACAGAUCCAAUGGCUAGGCAGUGCAGGUAGGCGUGUGUUAUUUUAUGCUACUUCUAAGAAAAUCACCCCAAUAGAUUGAUCCUUCCAGAAGGACUCAAAACCCA
Molecule: messenger RNA, 4804 nt
Organism: Tympanuchus pallidicinctus (lesser prairie-chicken)
Lineage: Eukaryota; Metazoa; Chordata; Aves; Galliformes; Phasianidae
Product: mucosa-associated lymphoid tissue lymphoma translocation protein 1-like
Exons: 14
Coding region: 16-2076 (686 amino acids)
Biological process (GO): proteolysis
Molecular function (GO): cysteine-type endopeptidase activity
Source: RefSeq, a predicted model, not a curated record